Amphibalanus amphitrite is the source of this 4133-nucleotide messenger RNA. RefSeq names its product G-protein coupled receptor Mth2-like. The record is from RefSeq and is a predicted model, not a curated record. Gene Ontology annotation, cellular component: membrane. The coding region runs from base 633 to 3266 and encodes 877 amino acids. Gene Ontology annotation, biological process: G protein-coupled receptor signaling pathway; cell surface receptor signaling pathway. Gene Ontology annotation, molecular function: G protein-coupled receptor activity. Lineage: Eukaryota; Metazoa; Arthropoda; Thecostraca; Balanomorpha; Balanidae. The transcript has 7 exons.
AUGACAGUCUGUCACUGGACGUCGAGGGGGCGGGACACACGCGCGUUGGAGAGAGCGUGAGAGGAGCGGAGAGAGGGGGAGCGAGUGCGAAGCGGUGUCGCGAGUGAAAGCCAACGCAAAACGCGGGACUGGUGUGAGACAAACGCUGACGUAGCGACUAGCGUUGUGUUGUGUGGAUGUAUUAUUCGGUAAAGUGAUCUCAUUCACACUGAGUUUCAUUGUUAUUGGACCUCGGUAUUCAUUCAUUGAAUCAUAAUAGACCGAUUGUAAUGCUACCGCUAGCUGUCAUUCAUGACUUAAUUGCAUGGUGACAUAUAUCCCAAGAUUCGUUUAGACUUCAAGGUACCCUGUCAGUGGUAAACAAUCGAGAAACGUAUGCAGCACGACAUGUGAGAUGUGACAUAAGUGCUCUGAUGAAACAGCCACCGAUAGACGGCUGACGCUUCUCUUGGCGAUUCGUGAGGACAAACUUGUUAUAAACUACAAGAUUAUUGUGGGCUAAAGUGAGCCAAGAAACAUCCUCAUAUGAUGGUGUGCAAGUGAUAGCCGAUUGUAGCAGAUAAACGUUUUUCAUCGAGAAGUGUAUAUUGCUUAAUAUCUACAUGAACGUUUAACAAACAAACGAACAAAAAAUGUUCGCAAAGCCGAACAAUAUAAUGAAAAUCGUUAUUUGGUGGCUGAUACUUUUGCUUCUCCUGAACUCAGUCUUCAGCAGUCCGCAGCUCGAAGAGGAGGAACACCAUCCAACGUCGGCGACUUUGCCGAGAAAACAACCUGUACAGCAUCCAGAGCUAGCCUCGGGAGGGUCACAUGCCGUAGAAACACAGCUGGGUUCUCAGAAGUCUGAGAUGGACUCAGGGAUGGAGGCACAACAGCCGCACGAAGAACCGGAUGGCAGGUCUUCCUUGUAUAAACCAGAAAAACAACGUCUGGAAACGGACGUAAGUGAUCAGUCGCUGCAAGAAAAAGGAGUGGAGGAACAUCAGGGGAAACGGCAUGAAGAGGAUGUGCGUGAGGCGGAGCAUGAAGAGGUGCGGGCAGAGACCGAGCCACAGCCAGGUAUGACAUCGUCACAAGAUGAGGCACACCAAGAGGGACAGCUUCCACAGGAGACAGGCAUGAAACGGCAGCAGAGACAAAUGCCACCCGAAAACGAAGAGCAGCAGUCUUCUGGUGAGGGUGAGCUAACAAGUGAAGCUCCUCCGCAGGAGAAUCAUCAGCGGCAAGACCAACUUCAAUACCAAGACGGAGAUGGAGUGUCGCAAGACCAGCAACAGGGAGAGCAAGAAGGGACGUAUACAGAGGAACAGGAACAUGCGGAAGAGAAAGUGGAAGGAGAGGAAGAGGACGAGGACAGGCUGCCGCCGAACCUGCCGACCCUGCGCUGGGGCGAGACGGCCACCAUCACCAAGUGCUGUCCGCCCGAGGAGGUGCUGGUCCGACAGACCGAUGGCCAGCCGCCCACCUGCCAGCCGGUGCCGGCCGACCAGCGCUGGCGGCCGCUGCUGCUCAACGGCCGCUUGGGCCGGCGCGUGGCGCCCAGCGCGCGCUCGGCGCUGGUCUCCGGUAACGUCAGCUGCGCCGGCCAGCACUUCUGGCUGGACUCGACGGCCGGGGAGCGGUUCGAGCUGCUCACCACGGGCCACCUGUACAUGCGGCGCGCCGACGCGCUGCUGGCGCCGCUCUCGUUCUGCGCCGACCGGCUGCUCUCGCGGCCGGAGCGGCCGCCGGAGGAGGGCGGACCGCCGACGCCGCUGCGGGCCGGCCGGGCGGCGCGCGUCUGCACCCUCUCGCUGCAGGAGCGCAGCUCGCUGCUCGACGAGCACACGCUGUGGCCGGCCUGUGCGCGGCGCCGCUGCCUGCGCAAGUGCUGUCCGCGCGGCCUCAAGGUGCGCUGGCACGACCAGCUAUGUGUGCCGCAGACGGGCGAGCAGCCAUGGCGACCCGGCUUCUGGCAGCAGGCCAGCAACGUCACCGACUUCCUGACCGUGGCCGGCAACCCGCCGUGCCGGGCCGACGACGGCUCCUUCCGCAAGGUGUUCGCCCUGGAGCCGGCCUACACGGACGACGACCAGUUCUUCCUGAAGGAGGACGGCCGCCUGUGGGUGCCGCGCCAGGAGGCCACCAUCCCGCUGGAGGACUUCUGUGUCGAUCAGGUGGAGUACGAGCACCCGCAAAAGCCGGGCGUCCUAAUCGACUAUCACGCGGCGAUCGUGUGUUUCGGCGAGUCGUCGGGCUCGGCGGCCGGCGCGCGCGUCUCGGCGGCCACGCACCUGUACCGCGCGCUGCUGCUGGUCUCGGCUCUGUUCCUGCUGGCCACGCUGCUCGUCUACUGCGCCGUGCCAGAGCUGCGCAACCUGCACGGCCGGUGCCUGCUCUCGCACGUGGCCGCGCUGCUGGCCGCCUACGGCUGUAACCUGGCUGCGCAGGUGGAGGUCGUCUACUCGAGCAUGGCCGCCUGCCAGGUCACAGCGCUGGUGAUGUACUUUUCAUUCCUCGCGGCGUGUUUCUGGCUGAACGCCAUGAGUUUCGACAUCUGGCUCACGUUCAGCCGGAUCCGCUCGGCGGCUCCGAACAGAAGUCAGACGGGCCGCUUCGUCAAGUACUCGCUGUACUGCUGGUGCUGCCCGCUGGUGCUCACAGCCGUGGUGAUCACCAUGCAAUACGCGCCCGACUGGCUGGUGCCGCCCGAAAACUUCAUCAGGCCGCGGCUAGGAGAGCAGAGCUGCUGGUUUCCAGGAAGCUGGGAGAUGCUAGUCUACUUCCACGGCCCUAUUCUGGUGCUGAUGACGGCGAAUCUGGGCUUCUUUGUGCUCACCGCCAAGAACCUUCUUCAGACUGAGAAGGAUACGCGCAUGGCCGGCAGGCAGAAAAGAGGCACAGAAAGGUUCAAGAUCUACGUGAACCUGUUUGUAGUGAUGGGCAUCACGUGGAUCGCCGAGGCGCUCUCCAUCCACCUCGGUCCCAAGGAGAUCUGGCUGGUAACGGACGUUUUCAACGCUCUGCAAGGUUUCUUCAUCUUCCUUCUGUUCACACUCCGGCAAAACACGCGCAGCACCAUCCGAAGGCACUUCGCCUCCUCGACGCUGGGCCGCUGCUGCUGCAAGGUCACCCGACUCGUGCCGGGCCUGUCGUCGAGGAAGACCACCUCGUCGUCGGCGCCGGGCAGCAGUAGCUCCAAGAUGACCGCUCCCCCGCAGCAGAACGGUCGCCAGCCCUCGGCAGACCCCGCGGCCAGCGAUGAUAAGGGAGAUACGCCCGUGUAGCGGUAGUAUAGAGGACGCGGCUGUAUGCACUGCUACUUUCUAUUAUAGGUGUCGCUACUAAGCGGAGCUAGGUCAGGAGUAGCCUCUCGCGUUUGGAUUGUCAUCAACCACGAAUUCCAGCUGAGAUGGACUGUCGCGCGGUCUGAGGCUGCAAACCACACUGUUCGCAGCUAGGAGUUCGAUGUUUAGGACACCGGCAGUCAGCGUUAUGUCCUCGUCAAGUGUCAACUGUCCCUGGCUUUGGACAUCAACCUAAACGAGAAGGAAGCGCUAGGACGGCGGAACGAACGAAUCGCCAAGCGAAGUUCCAAGUGUCAUUUUUUUUCGUGUAUGAACUACGUUCUUCAUUUAUUCAUGCUGACUUCAGUACCUUUAAGUCGCUUCGAGGCUGUGUUUUGUAGGUAUAUUUUGCUUUGACUGUAGAGUGUAGUUCUGCAUUCGUUUCUUAUGUUCAAAGUGUCGAAUUUACACCGAUAUUUGAAUUUAAAUCAUCGAGCCGUGUCGAUGCCACAUGGUGAGAUUCUAAUUAGGUGUACCUAUCAAUCAAGUCGGGUCUCAGUCCAGUUUAAUGUGAUUUGUCGGUAGACCUUUCGAAGGUAGGGAUCCUUCGUUCAACGUGUACAGCCCAUGUGCUCUGCAGUAUGCCCUACAUCUGGCCAUCACACGACGCAACGGCGUAGCCCGGCGAUUCCGUAUCAUGUCUACGCUUUUCCCGUCAUUAGGAACCGGCGUCACGUCGCGAGCAUUUAUCCGUGAGACCUGUUGUCCAUCUACUGUGUCCAGCUACCCUUCUUCGUCUGGGCGCGUCAAUGUGAAAAUGACCGUUACAUACACGCAUUAUAGGUGAAUAAAAAUAAACGUGCAUCA